AUGUAUGGAGAUGAUAAGGAUACGUCGUUUCAGAAUGUCAUGGUGAUUGGUGAGGACUUUGAAGAGCCUUACGUGAUUUCGCAGCCUGUGAAGGGUCGGAUUAAGGAGAUUGAAGUUCUCGUGGAAGCUCGGGACCAAGGCUGGAGCGACUAUCCCCAAGACCACAACACCUACAACAACUCGUGGACAUAUGCCGAACUGGCCAAAUUGAUGCCCGACGGCUCUCUCUCCGCUUCCCGGGAGCUUAUCUAUUGCAACCUACACGCUGUUAAACGUUGGCAACGGCAUUCCAAAACGUGGAGUGCUACUGAUUCGCAGUUCGUGCGGUCGCUUCAAGCAGGAGAUAGGGUGGCAGUCGUGCUGCGGGCACAAUUCCCAGGGUGGACCCAUUAUGUGAAGUGGGCUAAGAUAGAAAUCGUGUAUGAUAGGCGCGUUGUAGACAGGCACUCGGAUGGGUUUCAGGGCACCUCAAAAAAACAGAGAUUGCGCUGA
Molecule: messenger RNA, 492 nt
Organism: Closterium sp. Yama58-4
Lineage: Eukaryota; Viridiplantae; Streptophyta; Zygnematophyceae; Desmidiales; Closteriaceae
Source: the annotation of a GenBank genome assembly